Molecule: messenger RNA, 2787 nt
Organism: Aptenodytes forsteri (emperor penguin)
Lineage: Eukaryota; Metazoa; Chordata; Aves; Sphenisciformes; Spheniscidae
Gene: NVL
Product: nuclear VCP-like
Exons: 20
Coding region: 289-2424 (711 amino acids)
Biological process (GO): ribosome biogenesis
Cellular component (GO): nucleus
Molecular function (GO): ATP binding; ATP hydrolysis activity; RNA binding
Source: RefSeq, a predicted model, not a curated record
CUUGCAAGUAGUAAAUGCGGCCAGUAUGUUGACACUGGAAUUCUAGCAUCUGACUUGCAGAAAACAUACAGUGCAGAAUAUGGACGAAGAAAAAGAAAUGCUUUUAGAAUACAAGUUGAAAAAGUGUUUGGAAUAAUUAAUAAUGAAAAAGAACGCAAAGAUUUAGCAGUUUUAGAAGCUGAACAUGUGGCAAAAAGAGCAAGACAACAAGAGAAAAAUGAGACUGCAGGAAGUGCCACAGAUCUCUCCGAUUAUGAUGAUUAUCCAGAAGAUCUAUCUACAAAUCAUAUGAACAGUUCCCUGCUGAGCUUAUACAAGAAAGGAAAUCCCGAUUCUGUUCCAACCACUCCAAAAAAUGAACCAAUGGAAACCCCCCCUCCUGUGCGAACAGCUCCUCAAACAAGCACCCUCUCACCAGGAGCAAGAGUCGAAACACGCAUCUCUGAAGGGGGCUGGUUCAUUGAUAAAACUCCGUGUGGAAAAGACUUUUUCAUUGACCUUUCUGAGGAUGGAGAAGGAGAUGAGAAGAAACUGAUUUCUGAGAAAUCAACAGAAUUUUCUGUCUUGGAGAGUGAAAGAAAGAAGACAAAGGGUAAGAGAGCAAAAAGAAAAAAAGAAGAAUUUCUAGAUGUAGAUGGAGAAAUUGAUUCCAUCUUACUUAAAGAGAAAGUUAGAAGUAAAGUACGAGAGCUUUACCAUCCUUCAGUGAAGUUUGAGGAUGUAGGAGGCAAUGAUGAAACCUUAAAGGAAGUAUGCAAAAUGCUCAUUCAUGUCCGUCAUCCCGAAGUCUAUAACCACGUAGGUGUGGUUCCACCUCGCGGUUUUCUUUUACAUGGACCACCAGGAUGUGGAAAGACACUACUUGCACAGGCAAUUGCUGGGGAGCUUGAGCUCCCAAUGCUGAAAGUGGCAGCGACGGAGAUGGUGUCUGGAGUGUCUGGGGAAUCUGAGCAGAAACUGAGAGAAUUGUUUGAGCAGGCUGUGUCCAGUGCACCAUGUGUCCUUUUCAUUGAUGAGAUUGAUGCAAUCACCCCAAAAAGAGAAGUUGCAUCGAAGGACAUGGAGCGGAGAAUUGUUGCUCAGUUCCUAACUUGUAUGGAUGACUUGAAUAACGUGGCUGCCGCUACCCAGGUCCUUGUUAUCGGAGCAACAAACAGACCUGACUCACUGGACCCUGCGCUGAGGCGAGCUGGGAGGUUUGAUCGAGAAAUUUGUUUAGGGAUCCCAGAUGAAGCAGCAAGAGAAAAAAUUCUUCGGACUUUGUGUCGAAAACUUAAGCUCCCGGAGUCCUUUGAAUUUCGUCACUUAGCACGGCUGACUCCGGGUUAUGUAGGUGCUGACCUGAUGGCACUUUGUCGUGAGGCAGCUGUGUGCACAGUGAACAGGGUCCUGAUAAAAUCUGAGAAGCAGAAAAGGAAACACGUACACACUGGAGGAAACACAGCUGAAGAAAGCAUGGGAAUAGAAACAGACAUCCUGGUGGAAGAGGAUACCAAACAACUAGAACUUCCUCCUAAGGAUGAAUUGCAGAGACUUCUGGAUUUGCUGAAGAAGCAAGACCCCUUGCCUGAGGAGCAGCUGCAGAAGCUGUGCAUUGAGAUGAAUGAUUUUAUUGUUGCACUGUCAUCAGUGCAACCCUCUGCCAAGAGAGAAGGCUUUGUCACAAUUCCUGAUGUGACAUGGGCAGAUAUCGGAGCCCUGGAAGAUGUUCGGGAGGAGCUGACUAUGGCAAUAUUGGCACCUGUGCGAAACCCAGAGCAGUUUAAAGCUCUGGGCCUGACUACUCCAGCUGGUGUGCUGCUUGCAGGGCCUCCUGGGUGUGGCAAAACACUGUUAGCUAAGGCCGUGGCAAAUGAGUCCGGACUGAACUUCAUAUCUGUGAAAGGUCCUGAACUGCUAAAUAUGUAUGUUGGUGAAAGUGAACGUGCUGUACGUCAGGUAUUCCAGCGUGCCAGGAAUUCAGCCCCUUGUGUUAUAUUUUUUGAUGAAGUUGAUGCUUUGUGCCCUCGGAGAUCUGACCGUGAAUCAGGAGCCAGUGUCCGAGUAGUUAACCAGUUGCUCACAGAGAUGGAUGGUCUGGAGAAUCGUCGUCAGGUUUUCAUUAUGGCUGCCACAAACAGGCCAGAUAUAAUUGAUCCAGCUAUCCUGCGUCCUGGUAGACUGGAUAAAACACUUUAUGUGGGUUUGCCACCACCUGCAGAUCGACUUGCUAUUUUAAAGACCAUCACCAAAGAUGGCACCUGGCCUCCACUAGAUACUGAUGUAAGCCUUGAAGAAAUUGCUUACAAUCAACAUUGUGAUUGUUAUACAGGGGCAGACCUUUCCGCUCUAGUGCGUGAGGCUUCAAUUUGUGCCUUGAGACAGGAAAUGGCCCUGCAGAAUACUAAAAGCAAGAAAGGUAAGAAAGCUUUACAAAAAUCUUAACUGAAUAGUGAGAAGAUAAAUGGAAUGUAAAGUAUUUAAGGUAGUUCAAGACAAGCAUAAAGGCGUGCAUGCUGUACAUAAAUGAUUGACUUCUCAGCCAAGCAAAAAUUAAGUCAGAUUUGUUUCAAGAGCACAUAAACAUCUUUGAAGUAGAUGUAGGGGAGAGUACAGGAAAAAAUGGUUAUGCUGGAGGCUCAGCAUAAAUUUUUUUUCUAAAAGAAUUGAACCUUGUAAUCUUAAAGUUUAUGUUAAAUGGUAGUAUAAACUGACAAUUUAUAUACUAGACUGAGUACAUCUUUACCAAAUUUCCACAUUACUAUCAAAGACUAAUUAUACUGACUUAUUUGCAGAUUUGAGUACAGU